AUGACAGCUUUCCAUCCUUUUCCCCGUCUCCCAUGGGAAGUCCGAGCUCGGAUAUGGGAGCUGACCGUCGAGCCUCGAACGGUCGAGGUCAAUAUCGAAUACGAAAACACGACAGUCACCGAUGACAUGACAGCCAGAUACAACUUGGCUCCACAUACGUCUAGCCGGAUUUCUGUCCUCCGUUUGCGGUCAUCCACUGCAGUGCCUGCGCCUCUGCAAGCCUGUCGAGAAGCGCGGAUCCACCUCACGGAAGAUGGUGGCUUGGGGUACUACAGGAAGGCCUUCCACCAACUGCCAGCUGCAACGAACUACGGGAAAGAGAUGCCGCUGCAGCCCGAACUCCGGCUGGAGCUCGGCCUCGGCCUAGAGCCGCGCUACGUCUGGGUGAAUUUCGAGAUGGACAUGAUCUCCAUCGGCCAGAGUCUCUUUACGCUCUUUGCACCGUAUUACCAGGACAUCAAGCGGCUCAAGUUUGCGCGCGAACGCGACGAAGGCUUUUACCACUUCGAAUCCAAGGAGCUGCGAAACUUUGCCAAUGUCCGAGAGGUCCACGUGUCCAAAACUACCAAGUCCGUCACCAAUAGUGAAAUUUUGAAGUUGGAAGAGGUUAGAUAUUGGACUUUGGACUUCGAAUUUGAACUCACUUUCCUUUUGCCCUCCCUUUCCCUCUCUUUCCGCUCUUCGCUUUAA
This is a messenger RNA of Neurospora tetraspora, 690 nucleotides long. RefSeq lists its product as uncharacterized. The transcript is spliced from 2 exons. The record is from RefSeq and is a predicted model, not a curated record. NCBI's taxonomy places the organism in Eukaryota, Fungi, Ascomycota, Sordariomycetes, Sordariales, Sordariaceae. Bases 1 to 690 code for a protein of 229 amino acids.